This is a messenger RNA of Lactuca saligna, 486 nucleotides long. The record is from the annotation of a GenBank genome assembly. Lineage: Eukaryota; Viridiplantae; Streptophyta; Magnoliopsida; Asterales; Asteraceae.
AUGAUCGAUCGAUAUACACAUCAACAACUCCGAAUUGGAUUAGUUUCUCCUCAACAAAUAAGUACUUGGUCCAAAAAAAUCCUGCCUAAUGGCGAGAUAGUUGGAGAGGUGACAAAACCUUAUACCUUUCAUUACAAAACCAAUAAACCAGAAAAAGAUGGAUUAUUUUGUGAAAGAAUUUUUGGGCCUAUCAAAAGUGGAAUUUGUGCUUGUGGAAAUUAUCGAGUAAUCGGAGAUGAAAAGGAAGACCCGCAAUUUUGUGAACAAUGCGGAGUCGAGUUUGUUGAUUCUCGGAUACGAAGAUAUCAAAUGGGCUACAUCAAACUCGCAUACCCGAUUCGAAAUGAGAAACUGUCAUCCCAUUUAAUCCAAUCGGGAUGCCCUGUACCUGACAUGUUUCUUGGUAGGAGUAACAUGAAGCUCAGAAUUAGGGAUGUAUUCAAGACGCUCCCCAAAAAGGGAAUUGAUCUAUGGUCGAUUUCAUAA